GUCCACAAUGGCCCGGGUCUAUUUCCCAGCUGCAGGGAAUAAGGGUGUCCAUAUUGUACGCUAGCAUGGCACAUGAGAGUCCAGCUCUUCGUUUCGUUGAAUUGCUAGACUCACUAGAGUUCCGUAAUUGCUAGAGUUGCUAUUGGACUCGGGACUCGGACAUAUCACGAAGAGCAAAGAUCUACUGUUGACCCCUCUUUGCUCUGUCAGUCAGUCUGCCUUAUAACUGGAGUCAUGGAGCUCCUCCCAACUCCAGCUCUCCCAUAGCUUUCCAUUCCUAGCUCUCACCUUUGUUUACUUUCCCCAUUCACACACACCCACUCCCAAACCCCAAACCGCGAACCACAAAUUCAAAAUGCCUCCCUUCCGCGCCGAACACAUGGGUUCCCUCCUGCGUCCCCAAAACCUGCUAUCCGCCCGCGAGGCCAUCCGCGACAAGGGCCUUUCCCCCGAAGAAGCCAACCUCCCCGCCAUCGAAAAGGAAGCCGUCGGCGAGGUUGUCGCUCUGCAGCGCGAACUGGGUUUCAAGGCCGUGAACAGCGGCGAAUUCAACCGCACCCGCUUCUGGGGUCUAAUGUGGGACGAGUUCGACGGGUCCGUCGCUCUCCAAGAAGCCGAGGCCAGCAUGUUCCGGCUGUACCACCCGGACGUGGUCAGCCUGAUCGAGAAGGACCGCAAGGUGAUGCCGGGGGAUUCGGUGAUUGCUGGUUCCAAGUUGAGACAUGAUCGGGAGAAGAGCCAGUCGAAUUUGCAUGAGUUGAAGCUGGUGCAGCAGUUUACCCCAAAAGAGGAGUGGGGGAAUAUUAAGUUGACGAUGAUCACGCCCGCGUGGUUUCAUAUGCGGUAUAAGCAGGGCAAGGCGUAUGCGGAGGGGGUUUAUGAGAGUGAUGAGGAGUAUUUUGCGGAUGUGGCGAGGGUUUAUCAGGAGGAGUUGAAGAUGCUUUAUGAGGCUGGGUUGAGGAAUGUGCAGUUUGAUGAUCCUGGUUUGGCUUACUUUUGCUCCGAAGAGUUCCGCACCGGCUACGCCUCCGACCCCGAAAACACCGUCUCCAUCGACUCCCUCCUCGACUCCUACAUCCACCUCUACAACACCUCCCUCUCCCUCCUCCCCGCCGACUUCCACACCGGCGUCCACCUCUGCCGCGGCAACUUCAUCGGCGGCCGCCACUUCGCCUCGGGCGCUUACGACGUGAUCGCCCAGAAACUUUUCACCUCCCUGAACGUCAACACCUUCUACCUCGAAUACGACACCUCGCGCGCCGGUGGUUUUGAACCGCUUCAAUACCUCCCCAAAAACAAGAAUGUCGUAUUGGGUGUUGUGUCGACGAAACUGAGGGAGUUGGAAAGUAAGGAGGAGGUUAAACGGAGGGUUGAAGAGGCUGUGAGUUGGGUGGCGAAGGGGAGCGAGGAAAGCAGGCAGGAGGCGCUCAAGAGGGUGGCGGUUAGUCCGCAGUGUGGGUUUAGUACGCAUGAGAGUGGGUACCCCCUCAGUGAGGAGGAUCAGAGGAAGAAGUUGAGGUUGGUGAGGGAGGUUGCGGAUGAGAUUUGGGGGGAGGCUUGAGGGGGGUGCUUGGACGCGUCCUGAUGGGGUUU
Neurospora tetraspora is the source of this 1593-nucleotide messenger RNA. RefSeq lists its product as uncharacterized. The record is from RefSeq and is a predicted model, not a curated record. NCBI's taxonomy places the organism in Eukaryota, Fungi, Ascomycota, Sordariomycetes, Sordariales, Sordariaceae. The transcript is spliced from 2 exons. Gene Ontology annotation, molecular function: 5-methyltetrahydropteroyltriglutamate-homocysteine S-methyltransferase activity; zinc ion binding. The coding region runs from base 356 to 1561 and encodes 401 amino acids.